GCAUUAAGAGGAUGGAAGAAACCCGCCCUGAUGGUGUUGUGGACUGUGUGACGGAGUGCCCUCUGACACACUUUGAUGAUAACAACGUGUGCAAAAAAUGCAGCAGCUUUUGUAAAGACGUCAGUAAUGAAGGGAAAAGGACCUGCUCCGGACCUGCUUCAACAGACUGUGGCACCUGCAAGUAUCAAUAUGAGGGACGCUGUGUAGAAGGAUGUAGACCUGGACAGAAAGCUGUGAAGGCUGAUAACAACAAUACCUUCACCUGCCGCAAAUGUCGUCCCGGCCAUGAGUGUAAGCUGGGGGACGAGCAGGAAGACAUCUGUCCAGCGGGAACGGCCAGUAACGACAACAGGACAAUGUGCGUGCCGUGUGCAGCAGGGGAGUUUAGCAGCGCUCCGGGAGCGGCGUCCUGUCAGAAGUGUCCUGCCGGACAAUACAGUAGCCCAGCGGGGUCAAACGGCUGCAAGGACUGUCCUGUCGGACAAUACGGCAAUGCAGCAGAGUCUACGGGUUGUAAGAUUUGUCCUGCCGGGCAGUACAGCGAUACAGCAAGAUCCACGGGUUGUAAGGACUGCCCUGCCGGGAAGUACAGCGAUGCAACCAAGUCGACCGGUUGUAAGAACUGUCCUGCCGGACAAUACAAUAGCAGAACGGGGUCAAACCGCUGUUGGGACUGCCCUGCUGGACAAUACAUGACCAGAGCUGGCUCAGCCACCUGUUGGGACUGUCCUGCUGGAAGAUACAGCAAUAGAGUUAGAUCCACGACUUGCACUCCCUGUCCUGCAGGGCAAUACAGCAGCGGAACGAGGUCUACGGGGUGCACCAACUGCCCUGGUGGAAUAUUCACCAGCACCGCGGGGUCUCAAAGAUGCACUGCCUGUCGUUAUGGGGGGACGUCGAACGCAGCGGGUAGACCUGCUUGCCAAGGUAGUACACGACUUUCAUCUCGAGUUUGUGAAGAUGAGACAAUGUCCUUGUCUUGUAACUAUGGUCUGGAGAUACAAGUACAUUAUGCCAUGUACGGUCGUAAAAACGGUAGCACCUGUAAGAAAGGUUGGCUACUCACCCACGACUGCGCCAGUUCAAACAGUCUGUCAAAAGUCCGAGAAUAUUGCCAGGGUCGUCGCACUUGCUCUAUCCAGGCAUCAAAUAGCGUGUUUGGAGAGCCCUGCUUUGGCACAGCGAAGUAUCUCGAAGCCACGUAUACUUGUAUCGGCACUCCCUGAGGUGGCCGGAAUCAGCUUGCAGUGAAAAUGUCAACGGAACUUCACAAGAGAGAUGAGAAAAUUCCCUCACAUAGUUUAAUUUAGUAAAAUAGUAGCUUUAUUCUUAAGAAUUGCUUCUCGUUCUAUUUGCAUUUUGCUUAGCCCGUUUGAAAUAUUCAUGGUUGCAUAAAAAGCUCUAAUAUUUUACGAGAAAGCAUGCUCCAGCUCCUGUAAGGUCCUAUAGGACUCUCCCCGUCGUCUAUAGAAAAACUGCACUACGGUUGUCCUCUACUCGUAGCAUCAUUACCCUUAGCAUAAUGCUAUAUUUUAGGCAUCCUUUCUGAGUAAACUUGCUCAAUAGUGGCUUUAUAGAUCUGGUCUAUAUUUAAAUUCAGUCUUAAGCUACUGUUCUGGUUUUGCAGAUAAUAUUUUCCUGAAUCCCAAAAUGUUGGGAAGUACAUUAGUUGACAUUAUGGUUUGCCUAGGCAGCAGUAGUAUCAUACAGCACCAAUAUCCUGGUAUCCUGACAUCAAUAUCCUAGUAAACAUUGGUGUGGGUGGAGAUACACUACUCAGUUAACGGAUUAUAAAAAAAGUCAAUUUCCUGUUAAUUUGUGACUAAUUAUAAGUUUUUUUUUUAAUUCCCACUGAAUUUUCUUUUAGAAAAUAAUAUACCACUUUGCCCUUGAGACUGUCUUUAAUUUAGAAGGUGAAAGCGAUUAGAUCCCAUUAUUUUUGUUAAUUGUUUACAAUGACCUUUUAUUAUUCUUGAGGGUAUGUUUGGUUAAGGGUGCAAUCUCUGUACACGGUCUUUUUACGUUCUUUUUAGCUGUAGUAGGUACAAACUAUGGUACCUUUAAAUCUCCGGUUUGUAGUUCACAGGGGUGUGUUUACGUUACUCAGGCUCCUUUUUGUAUCAAGACAGGUGUGCUUCGGUAGUUUUACAGCAUUUGUAGCCGGACAUUAAUAUUCAUGAGAGCGUUGGUAAUUUUUGUUUUAUAUAAACCAUUAUAUAUCCUAAACGGGGCACUUGGUAACAUUCGGAGUGUUUUAAUUGAACAUUGCAAUUGAAGUCUUUGCUAGAUUCCAUUUUUUAACAUAUUUUCGCAAUUAUCUAAAAUUUCUAUCAUUAUGGUUGGCGCUUGAACCAGAAUGUAAACAAAAAAUUUCCAUUUUUAGAAACACUUGUAUGGUGUAACCCUUUGGCACCUCCACUUCCUAAAUGGUGCGUAUUUACAAUGGAGUGGGGUUGAUUCAACUCAAUUUAUUAAGAAAACGACCAGAAAAUUAACUUUGUGUAACUGUAGUGAAGUUACAUAAGGCAGCUUACAAUUUGUGCGUAUGUAAUUUUCCAGUCAUGAUUUAAAGACUAUGAAUAUCCCUGAAAAUCCGUUUUUUUUUAAUGUUAGCGACUUGGACAGAAAUCAACUAACACAGCUUGACCAACCAAAAGAUUCCACUUUGGUUGUUACUGUUGUUUUUAUAUGCGGGAUUCACAAAGCUCCCACCUCUACACAUUAAUAAGUAUCCGGAUGCAGGCGCACUAUGUCCUCAUGAUAAAAAUCAUUCCGUUUUGAUACUUAAGAAUUAACCCUAUCCAAAUCGGGAAGAGGGUAUUAAAGGCCGGGCCAGGUCACAUGCCGUACUAGGGCUGAACGGCUUAACAUUAGCCAUUGUUCUGCGCGACUUUACCUAAUUUUUCUAAUAGCUAGGUAAGUUUAAUGAUCAACGCGUAGCUAUAGUAGGUCCAGGAAUGUCUUUAAAUUCUGUUAUGCUCACAUUUUGCUUGUUUCAUUGUAUUCCUUAUAGAGCUCCGAAGAAAUAGCAUUUAUCGACUGUUGUAGCUUACACCCCCUGUAAUUAUGAAAUUUGAAAUUAAUACAAUAUGUAUUUGAAGAGUGACAAAGACGAUUAAACUACCCAUUUCGUAGUUCUACGAUUACUAAAGAGGAUGGUCUGAAUAGUUUAAAUGGUCUUUUUUUUUUCUGCAGUAGAGGCUGUGACAUUGCAUUAUUACCGUUUUACAGAGAAUUUUGUUGUAGUUUCUAAUGAAGGGUCUACACCGCCAAGUCGCCAAAUACUGCCUGGGCCACUUUACUUACAGGUCUAGCAGAAGUUAUAACUAAAGACCAGCUUUGAAUACGACGUGGAGUCGAUAGAAUCGACAUACGAGCCAUUUUUUGUUUUGGCUAUGCAAUUUUGAUGACAUCGCACUGUUAACAGUGUAAUGUUCAUUUUCUUCUGUUCUAAUGGAAAGAAAAAAGCGACAAGGAGGAGUGAGGAGAAUUUUUUUUGAACGCCAAAAUAUUAUUGUGUGUCAACAACCCCCUUGGUAGGAAAUAAUUUGAACAGAAAAAAUGAACAUUAAAGCACGGUAGACAGGAAUUAGCCUUAAGGCAAGUGAUAGGCCUGUCUUAAUUGAGAUAUGAUGUUGCUACCAUCUGUCAUUUAACGUGUGUAUCUCCUGAUGUUCAUCAUUAUGACCCAUGUAAGAAUUUUACUAUACGUUUGCUUUUACACAUUUACUCAUAUAUUCAUAGCAAAGGUAAUUCAAGAUUAGACCCCAGUCAUGUACAGUUGUAUGUCUUGCACUACUGAAAACGAACAUGUUUAUACCAUAACAUUCGCCAUGACUGUAGUAGACAGUCAUUGCCUCAUAAUUAACAAGUUGAAGAAAGAUCUCAUGUAACAUCCGCACGUAAACAUGUAAUUGGUAUCAAGACCAAAGUCUACAAGACUUACACAAUUAAGAAUGUAAAGACCAUCAACUGUACUCCUGUGAUGUCGGCAGAUGUCUGCCGUUUGUCAUUGAGACUGGAGAUGAAAACGUUAAGUU
This is a messenger RNA of Branchiostoma belcheri (Belcher's lancelet), 4040 nucleotides long. RefSeq names its product L-rhamnose-binding lectin CSL1-like. The transcript is spliced from 6 exons. The record is from RefSeq and is a predicted model, not a curated record. The annotation marks the transcript as partial. Gene Ontology annotation, molecular function: protein binding; carbohydrate binding. Lineage: Eukaryota; Metazoa; Chordata; Leptocardii; Amphioxiformes; Branchiostomatidae.